CACGGAGUUCUUGAGGACAGAAGUUUGGUUGCAGUGAAGAGGUUUAUCCACGAUGUGAAAGAAAAUUUUGCUAAAGAGUUGACUGUCCACUGCGAAAUCAAUCACAAGAAUGUAGUUAGGCUCAUCGGUUACUGUCUAGAGGAAAAUGCCCUUAUGAUGGUCACUGAGUACAUUCCUAAUGGAAACCUGAGUGAUGUUCUUCACCAUGACAACAGUCACAUCCCUUUGGAUCUAAGACUUAGGAUCGCCACACAAUGUGCAGAGGCAUUGGGAUACAUGCAUUCUUCCAUGUAUACUAAGGUCAUUCAUGGCGACAUCAAGCCUGAUAAUAUUCUGUUAGAUGGCAGCUUUAAUGCAAAAAUAUCAGACUUCGGAAUAUCAAGGCUAGUCAACACGGAUACGACAGUGUACACUAAGAAUGUAAAAGGAAGCAUAGGUUACAUGGACCCUUUGUUUGCUCGGGAUGGACGUCUCACUGUCAAGAGUGAUGUUUACAGUUUUGGAGUUGUACUUUUGGAACUGAUCACUAGGAGAAAGGCAACAACAAAAGAUGGGAAGGCCAUCAUCAGUGAUCUAUGUACUGAUGCCCUUUCAAGGGGGAUCAGAGGGCUGAAAGAGAUGUUUGAUGCCAAAAUUGCCUGCCAAAAUAAUAUGAAGAUUAUUGAAGGGGUUGCAAAGCUAGCUUUUGAAUGCUUGAGGAUGGAAAGGGAUAAACGUCCCGACAUGAUUGAUGUGGCUAUGCGUCUUCGGACAUUAACAAAAGCUUUGCAGCAGGGACAACAACGGGUAGAUUUGUUCUCUUGGGUAUGGAAGAGUAAGCCAUCACCUCCAGCUUUGGUGACCGUACCUACCACGCCGUCACCUCCAGCUCUGGUGACCACCCCUACCAAGACAUUGUCAUCAGCAUGGUGCCGCCAGUUCACGUUUGCAGAGAUGGAGGCUGCGACAAAACAAUUUGACAAGUCGCUCCUUGUUGGUGACGAUGACUUUGGUAAGGUUUACUGUGGAGGGAUUGACGGGGGAGCACUCAAGGUGGCUAUCAAGCGUUUGGGGUAUACACAUGGUGAUGGUAAUUUUUCUGAGGACUCACAGGGUGAUGGUAAUUUUUCUGAGGACUCAGACGCAUAUGGUGAUGGUAGACGUCGGUUUCGUGCUGAGACAAGGAUGAGGUCAACGCUUUGUCACCGUCAUCUUGUACCACUGAUCGGUUACUGCGAUGAGAAGGACGAGUUCAUCGUAGUGUACGAUUACAUGUCUCGAGGAAGUCUGCGUGAGCACCUGUACAAGACCCAGAAUCCACCCCUUACAUGGAAGCAUCGUCUGGAGAUCUGCAUUGGUGCAGCUCGUGGGCUGCACUAUCUGCACACAGUUGUAAAGCCCGCCAUCAUCCACUGUUCUGUGAAGCUGACUAAUAUUCUCCUCGACGAGGAAUGUGUUGCCAAGAUUUCACAUAACAUUGAGAGUGAUCCGGAGACGGAAACAAGACGUUGUUCGUAUGUUAAUGCCGGCGAUCCUGAACGCGACUACGGCGGUCGGCUAACUGAGAAAUCAGAUGUCUAUUCUUUUGGUGCUGUGUUGUUUGAGGUCCUCUGUGCUCGGCCAAUUCUGGAUACAAGUCGUCCGAUCGAACAAGUCCACUUGUUAUGUUGGGCAUCCUGUUGCAAGGACGAGGGCAACCUUGAUCAGAUUGUUGACCCCUACCUAAAGGGGAAAAUUGAUCCGCAGUGUCUCGAUAAGUUUGUCGAAACUGCUGAAAAGUGUCUUGCUUAUGAGUGCACUGACCGUCCAUCGAUGGAAGAUGUGCUUUCGGACCUGGAGCAUGCCCUUCAGUUGCAGGAGAGUGCAGAGGCGAGCCUUGCUGCAACCAUGUCAGCAGGCCUUGGCAAGUUGGCAUGGCCAAGGGGAUUGUGGUGAGCGAAGGCCUUGCUGCAACCAUCUCUGUACCCGGCACCAACAACGUCUCCUUGCAGAUCAUAAACUCCACAGACCGGUGAGCAUAAUCUCUGUACCUCAGCAUGUUUUCACGAAUUUGUGCUUAAAAACUCAGGUUUGUCGGAGAAUUGUUCCGUAUUACAUGUGUUCUGUCUAGCCGAGUAUUUUCUCCAGUGUUGUUGUGAGUUUGUGACCUCUCAGAUUGGCUUGUAAUAUACUACUCGUAUUCAACCAACGAAUUGUAAAUUUGUACUGCGGGGCAUAUGAAGAA
Molecule: messenger RNA, 2203 nt
Organism: Phragmites australis (common reed)
Lineage: Eukaryota; Viridiplantae; Streptophyta; Magnoliopsida; Poales; Poaceae
Product: probable serine/threonine-protein kinase PBL10
Exons: 1
Biological process (GO): protein autophosphorylation
Cellular component (GO): plasmodesma; plasma membrane
Molecular function (GO): ATP binding; transmembrane receptor protein tyrosine kinase activity
Source: RefSeq, a predicted model, not a curated record